UUGUAAUAAUGGACUGAAAAAACCUCCUCCUCCUUUAUUUAGAGGAAGUAUUUAGGUUUAUUUAACAGUCAAAACCGUCCUCACUUGCAGCUCUUUUCUCUGUGUAGGGAAGUAAGAACCACCAUCAUGGCUUGCAUUUUUGGAGACCUUACAAAGAUCGACACGACGGGAGCAUCGGAAAAAACAGCGAGGCAGGACAAACUCACUGUCAAAGGGGUGGAAGCUUCAAAUAAACUGGCUGAGAAUGAUCUGAAGAGGAUGGAGCAGUACAAGAACAUGAUUGUGAAAGUUGGCAGAGCUAAGCAGAUUGACCCAGCUGUUAUCGCAGGGAUCAUAUCUAGAGAGUCAAGGGCUGGGUCAAUUCUACAGAAUGGCUGGGGAGACCAUGGCAAUGGUUUUGGACUCAUGCAGGUUGAUAAGAACCACCACACACCAACAGGAGCCUGGAACAGUGAGGAGCACCUCGCCCAAGGCACCGAAAUUCUAAUACAAUCCAUUAAAGAUAUUCAAAAGAAAUUCCCCAGCUGGCCCAAGGAGCACCAAUUUAAAGGAGGAAUCGCAGCCUACAACAUGGGGCCAGGUAAUGUCCGCACGUAUGAGCGCAUGGACAUCGGCAGCCCAGGAGAUGAUUAUUCCAAUGAUGUGGUGGCCCGGGCUCAGUGGUUUAAACGCAAAGGUUACUGAGCGAUAUUGGGUUUGUUAUUCCUGCACAGCAUAGCUGAACGUAGCUGAGCAUAGUUGCUAAAUGCAUAUACUUACAAUUACAUUUAUGCCUAUACGGCAUUUAAAAGUCCAAAAAUGACUUGGCUCAUUUGCAACUUUUGUUUCUCUUCUACAUGUGGGAUUAGUAAUUAGUGGCAAAUUCUGUGCCGUUUAAAUGGUAUAAAAUCCAUUCUAGUUAUAAAUUAGAUCUAGUUUCUAUCCACCUGCUCAUGCACAGGUUUUCUACAUCAUUAAUUGUAUAACUUCUGCAGGAAAGCAUCUUGUUUGGGAAAACAUUUUAUUAUAACUAAAAUGAUACUGCUUUUAAUUUCUAUAAGCUAAUAUAUUUACAUUGGUAUUCAGAAAGAUAUGUAAUAAUAAGUCUUUAUAAAAAUUUAAGGCAUGAACAAAAAUA
Molecule: messenger RNA, 1117 nt
Organism: Tachysurus fulvidraco (yellow catfish)
Lineage: Eukaryota; Metazoa; Chordata; Actinopteri; Siluriformes; Bagridae
Product: lysozyme g
Exons: 5
Coding region: 127-684 (185 amino acids)
Biological process (GO): peptidoglycan catabolic process; defense response to Gram-positive bacterium
Cellular component (GO): extracellular region
Molecular function (GO): lysozyme activity
Source: RefSeq, a predicted model, not a curated record